AUGCAACACCAACUACCGAACAAUAUUCAACAAUUAAUUCAACAACAAAUUCAACAACAACUUCAACAAUUAAUUCCUCAACAAAUUCAACAACAUAUUCAACAACAUCCACAAGAAACUCGUCAAAUUAUACCAUCUACUGAACCAGUAAAUAAAAUUGCAUUUGAAGACAUCAACGUUGAAAUAAUCUUAAAAUUAACUCAACUAUGGUUUAUAAAUAAAGUUAAACAUAAUUUAUUAAUUUCUAUGAUUUUGGUUGGACUACUUUCAUCUUUUAUUACCUGGUUAUUUUUCAAAUAA
This is a messenger RNA of Adineta steineri, 300 nucleotides long. Lineage: Eukaryota; Metazoa; Rotifera; Eurotatoria; Adinetida; Adinetidae. The record is from the annotation of a GenBank genome assembly.